GAAAUCAUUUACCCUCUACCAAACACCAUGUCUCAAUUUCCAGCAUUAGAAGAUUUUGAUGUAGGAUUAGGAUCUGCUCCUGAAGGAAAAAGUGAGCAAACUGACUUCCUUGAACGGGAGAAACUGGCCCUUGGUGAAGAUGCGAAUCAAUUCGAAACAUUAGAAGACAAAGAUGCGCUUUUAGGCUUUGAAAAUGAUCCAGAAGCAGAAAAGAACAAUUUUGAGAAAAACUUUCCUCCUAUCGAUACUGAAAUGCAGACCUCUGGCACUUUUUCGGCUCCCAAAACUCCUUACAUGGCCCAAGCGGAGGUGCACCCUCCUGAACAUGAAUCAGAGGAUUCGGAGCCCAUUCACAAGUGGAAAGAAGAGAACGAACGAAGAAUUCGUGAAAAGGACGAAGCAAGUCGAAGACUUUAUGAAUCCAACGUAGAAAAGGCAAGAAAAGCCAUUGAUGACUUUUAUGAGAACUAUAACGACAAAAAGGACAAAAUCGUUGCAAAGUCCAGAGAGGAACAAAAGAACCUUUUAGAAAAGAAUGAAGCUGCUUCCUCAGGCACUACUAGCUGGCAACGUAUUUUGAAGCUUGUCGAUUUGUCUGAUAAAGCCGAAGCUAGCGGCCGCUCGACUCAACGUUUCCAUGAAUUGCUUACUAGUCUUGCUAAAGAUGAAUCUGCCCCUGGAGCUGGCGGAAACGCUUUGUCUGCUUAAAUUGUACGCAAGGGUUCGAACCCUGUUUGGCAGAAUAUUGCAAGUAUCUCUUUUCUAAUUAAGCGCAUUUUUGAUAUUUUUCUAUGUUCAAUGAAACAUUUCUGAAUCUUUCUUUUUUGUAUCACGAGAACCUCUUUCAUUUGUGAGUAACCUACUUUUAUACCGCUAUAUAUCUCUUAUCUGUCAAUUCAGUAAUGGAUAAUGAACCGGUAUGUCAUUAUGUUCUAGUGUACUGUUACAUGAUAUACAACUUGCUGAUUUUACCUUUUCUCGUUCGUUCUGGAAUUGAUAUGGUCUGAGAAAGUUCGCAAUGAAUAAAAUUCAAUAAUGUUGAUUUUCCCUUCGACUUCUCUCCUUACUCGUAAAAGAAAAGCUAUAGUCUCUCGAAACCUUGAUACUUUUUGAAGAUAAAUCUAGGAUACUCCUGGUGUGGAUUCAAUUUUUUUAAUGAAGUCUACCCGUUCAAUUAACGAUUGAACAUAUCUCAUGCUGCUUCUCUACUAGCUAAUAAUUCAAUGAAAAUAUCUAUUAAAUAUAAAAACAAAACAAGGAUAACUGAACGCGUUAGCCGUAACUUCACGUCUGGGCAUUCGUCUUCUAGUUCGUCUAUUAUUAUUGCUUGCACGGUUUGAGCAAGUCAAUCCAAUAAACCAAAAAAGUAAUUGUCUACCUACCGAGGAGCUACAUCAUCAGUCCUCCCCAACUGCCAUUUUAUCAAUCGAUAAAAGUAAGUUCCUGGUUGAGAGAGUUCAUCAAACUUUCCUUUUUCGAGAAUCUUACCCUCAGCAACGACUAAAAUUAGGUCAGCGCUUCGUAUGGUAGCUAGUUUGUGAGCAAUUGUUAUUGUAGUCAUAUUUCGAUUCUGCAUCAAUGAUUGGAUAGUACGAUUAACCAUGACCUCCGCUUCUCCAUCCAGAGCAGAAGUGGCUUCAUCUAAAAUCAAGAAUGCAGGAGUCCGAAGGAGUGCUCUGGCUAUUGCGAUACGUUGCUUUUGUCCUCCGCUGAGUUGCAAACCACGCAUUCCGACUUGGGUAUCCCAAGUAUCUGGAAAAGAAUAUAUAAACCCACAAUCAGCACGAAGAGCAGCUGCCUCUAUUUCCUCUUGAGUUGCAUUUUGAUUACCAUAAGAAAUGUUAUCUCUAAUUGUUCCUGUAAAAAGAACUGGUUCUUGACCAACAACACCAAAGUGACGGCGCCACUGUUGUACAUUAAAGGUAGAAAUGUCAGUUCCAUUAGCAAGAAUUCUUCCAGAAACUGGAUUAUAGAAUCGCAAUAAAAGCUGAGAAAGGGUUGAUUUUCCACCUCCGCUAGCUGCAACAAUAGCA
Schizosaccharomyces cryophilus OY26 is the source of this 2033-nucleotide messenger RNA. Its product is annotated as clathrin light chain. Bases 28 to 708 code for a protein of 226 amino acids. The transcript has a single exon. Gene Ontology annotation, biological process: clathrin-dependent endocytosis; intracellular protein transport; clathrin coat assembly. The record is from RefSeq and is a predicted model, not a curated record. Gene Ontology annotation, molecular function: structural molecule activity; clathrin heavy chain binding. Gene Ontology annotation, cellular component: clathrin coat of trans-Golgi network vesicle; plasma membrane; clathrin coat of coated pit. Lineage: Eukaryota; Fungi; Ascomycota; Schizosaccharomycetes; Schizosaccharomycetales; Schizosaccharomycetaceae.